AUGGAUCCUCCACGAAACCGAAAGCAGCGACGAGCCGCAGCCACCGCUUCGCAAACAGAUUUCUUUGAUCCUUCCUCGAUUCCCCUCGCCCAUCCUCCACCAAAUGAUCCUUCGAAACCCCAAAAGAACGGGAGAACGCUGGUAGAUAUGAUCGCAGAAAGGCAAGGCCAGCUUGAGGGAACCAUUGGUCCCUCGGGUUCACAGAAGGGCAUCGAGACGAAGUACGUGGCCAUCGACCCCGACACGGGCGAGAUUUCUCCUUUCGGCCAGUCAAGUGUGUCGGGCACUGGGAAUGAAGGCCAGCUGUCUGAGGAAAUUGCAAAACAUGAGGAAGAUAUAGACGACUACGAUCCCAUCUCACCUUUUAUUGACACCGUGCUGCUCUCUAUACCCUUGACCGUCUUACAUUUGACAUUGGGGUAUCUGGCGGCCCAUCAAUACGCACAGAGCAUUGAACUCGACGUCCUCUUCCGCAAUUCAGGUUUUGUGGCGUUCCCAACGUUGACCCUUCUCAUCCACCUUGCUCACGGGCAUAUCAUCUCUUUCCACCGGGGUCAAGGAGAAUCUGAGACCAUCUCGCUCUUCCCGUGGCAUCCAGAGAAGCUCUCUUUCUCGUUUCUGCGCAAGCUACUCUUCCCACCGUCGCUAAAGACAGUAAUCUUUCUUCCUGGAGCAGUUAUUCUCGGGAACAAACUCAUGGAAAUGACCAACGAGGACACUUACUACGCGGUUAUGAGGCAAGCACCGGCUAUUGGGACAUUAUGGGUGUGGUGUAUUCUGGAGAUUCCCGUGGGUGCCGCUUUUGUCGGAGCACUGGGCCCAUUGGCAUACGGUGUAUGGUUCAAAGGGUACGGCAUUCUUUAA
Aspergillus versicolor CBS 583.65 is the source of this 864-nucleotide messenger RNA. RefSeq lists its product as uncharacterized. Lineage: Eukaryota; Fungi; Ascomycota; Eurotiomycetes; Eurotiales; Aspergillaceae. The coding region runs from base 1 to 864 and encodes 287 amino acids. The transcript has a single exon. The record is from RefSeq and is a predicted model, not a curated record.